Messenger RNA from Glarea lozoyensis ATCC 20868, 1455 nucleotides. RefSeq lists its product as uncharacterized. The transcript has a single exon. The record is from RefSeq and is a predicted model, not a curated record. The coding region runs from base 1 to 1455 and encodes 484 amino acids. NCBI's taxonomy places the organism in Eukaryota, Fungi, Ascomycota, Leotiomycetes, Helotiales, Helotiaceae.
AUGGCCGACAGUACCGGCCGCAAACCAAGUCUCACGAGCCGCUUAGCUCGGGCUUUCAAAUCCAAGUCAUCUGGAGAGAAACUGAGAAAGAAAUCAUGGGGUGGUCCGGAGACAAGAAAACCCUCCAUCUCGCCAACGACCGCUACCCAAACUGGACGUCGUAGCAUGGGAAGUGCUAUGAGACCAGAUACAGACUAUUAUACGGAUCAAAUAGAUAUUCAAACGGGAGAACGAAGAGAUGAUACAGAGCUUUUACACAGUUUAGCUCAUACUGGCUCAUUCGAUUCUCUCAAUCAGGCAUUCAAAGAACAUGUUUGGCAUAAAGACUCGCCAAGGGGGAACGAGCUAUUCAGUCAAUUACCUCAAAAUGUCUGGGAGAUAUUCGUAUCUCACCUCACUCUCCCAGCAGCCGCAAGUCUAGCAUUGACGUGCAAAGUCAUUCAAACACGACUAGGCUCAGACAUCUUCACAAUCCUCAACCAACCCUUACAUCGGGAAGACAAAAUAUCCUUCCUCCUCCUCCUCGACAGCACCCUACCAAAGCACCUCCUCUGCUAUCAAUGCACAACCUACCAUCGCCGCACCCAAAUAGGCCACGAGAAGCUCAAAGCGACAUCCAUCCCAAACCCCCUCUACCACUGCCCUCUCGCCAACGAACCAACACCCAUCCCCCUCAACCACCGUCUAAUACCCUCCCACCGCCUCCCCUUCCCUUUCACCCAACUCGUCAUCCGCGGCCAAAGAUACGGUCCUAGCUACGGCAUCCCCGCCGACGCCCUCUCCCGCCGCCACCGCCCUUCCUCCUCACCAUGGACACACACCCUCUCCUACAGCAUCAAUUCGGGGCAUCUCCUCCUCCGCUCUACUUCCUCCGCCUUCGCCGCCCCGGGCCUCCCUCCAAGCGGUCAACGCAACCUCCUCUACUGCCCCGCCGAAGACUACACGCCAUAUUUCAGCGUGUGCGCACACUGGCGCGACGGCCUCCUCAUGUCCCUCUGCAAAUGCGCACUCUCGCACAUCCCCAUCCCGCCUCCCCCAAUAACCACACAACUGCACGCCGGUCCCGCCAUCACGCUUCCGAAACCCGCGGGCACAAUCGUGACGCUCUGUUCGAACUGCCGCCCUAUGCGACGCUGUCCAGACUGCCCCUCAGAAUACCUAAUCGAGCUGCGCUUCACCGAGGAUCGCGCCGAGCCCGUCCCGAGUAUGCGGUUUAAACAGGCGAUCAGCGUUACCCGCUGGGCGGAUCUAGGCGAUGGAAGUACGCCGGUGGGCAGGGAGUGGGCGGCGAUUAAUGGGACGGGGGAGGCGUAUGAGAGUUUUGAACAUGUGGGGAAGAGGGGGAUUAGUGGGGUUUUUGAGCAGCGGAAUGGGGUUACGUUGCCGGGACAGAGGAUGUUGAGUUUGAAUCCGAAGGGGGAGCGGUUGGGUGAGGAGGGGGAUGGGUGGUAUUGA